Molecule: messenger RNA, 2856 nt
Organism: Anguilla anguilla (European eel)
Lineage: Eukaryota; Metazoa; Chordata; Actinopteri; Anguilliformes; Anguillidae
Gene: pim3
Product: Pim-3 proto-oncogene, serine/threonine kinase
Exons: 6
Coding region: 440-1414 (324 amino acids)
Biological process (GO): protein autophosphorylation; regulation of mitotic cell cycle; negative regulation of apoptotic process
Cellular component (GO): cytoplasm
Molecular function (GO): ATP binding; protein serine/threonine kinase activity
Source: RefSeq, a predicted model, not a curated record
GGGCGACCUCACUCAAAUACAGAGUACAAGCAAGUGGGAGAAGCACAGUGUUAUGGUUAAUGGAGCGGUUAUAUAGGGCAUUAGCGUAGCUACAUUUAUUGUGCGCGCGCAAAUUGCCUUAUUUUCUGAAAUAAUAGUAUUCGAGGUUGAAUUGACAUUUUCAGCGCCUGAAUAUCAGAUAAAAAAUUAAUUAUUCUUUUUUGCCUUUUUUUCCUGGAAUUAUUCUGGUCGGACGCCUUCCAGUACAACAUACCAACGUCUCAGCCUUGCGACGGAGUUAGGGAUCGGGAUCUGAUUAGUUAGGUAGCUAACUAGACCGUUAUCUACGAUAGCCUCUGCUGUUCAUAAUCUGGAUCUAAUUUUCUUUCACUAACUGCCGAUCACAGGACUUACUUAUUGCAGCUAACCGUGGGAUUUUUUAAUAGACGUCUUAGCUAAUAUGUUGCUGUCCAAGUUUGGUUCGUUCUCUCACAUUUGCAGUCCGACCAGCAUGGAUCACUUGCCGGUGAAAUUACAGCUUCAACCAGUUAAAGUGGAGAGGGAGCCGUUUGAUAAGGUCUACCAGGUGGGAUCCGCACUUGGAAGCGGAGGAUUUGGGACCGUCUACUCCGGCUGUCGGAUUUCUGACGCCUUGCCGGUCGCCAUUAAGCAUGUAGCGAAGGAGAGAGUCACAGAGUGGGGCUCGAUUAAUGGUGCGACGGUGCCUUUGGAGAUCCUUUUGAUGAAGAAAGUGGGCUCCAAUUUUCGUGGAGUUAUAAAGCUACUGGACUGGUAUGAGAGACCGGACGGUUGGCUGAUCGUAAUGGAAAGACCGGAGCUGGUCAAGGAUUUAUUUGACUUUAUUACCGAGAAGGGUGCCUUGGACGAAGAGACGGCGAGGGGGUUUUUCCGACAGGUCCUGGAAGCCGUCCGACACUGCUACAACUGCGGGGUGGUGCACAGAGACAUCAAAGACGAAAAUCUACUGGUGGACCUGCGCACCGGAGACCUCAAGCUUAUUGACUUUGGUUCGGGGGCGAUUCUCAAGGACACUGUAUACACCGAUUUCGACGGUACAAGAGUGUACAGUCCUCCAGAGUGGAUCCGCUACCAUAGAUACCACGGGCGCUCUGCGACGGUGUGGUCGCUAGGCGUGCUGCUGUAUGACAUGGUCUGCGGAGACAUCCCUUUCGAGCAGGACGAGGAGAUCCUCCGGGGGCGGCUGUACUUCAGGAGGAUAGUGUCUGCCGAGUGCCAGCUAUUGAUCAAGUGGUGCCUCUCCCUGAGGCCUUCGGACCGGCCCACGCUGGAGCAGAUCUUCGACCACCCGUGGAUGCGCGUGGCCGGCGACGCCAAGAGCGAGAGCUGCAAGAUCCGUCUGCGGACCAUCGAGGCCGAGGCGUCCAGCACGACCUCCAGCAAGGAGAGCCUCUGAGGCCCCGAGGGCUGGAGGCGGAAGUGGGCGGGGUGUGGUCGGGAAAGGGGAGGGGCCUCGACUCUGGGCCUCCUGUCCCACCCAGCAGGGCUGCCAGAACUUUCCCCUUUUGUAGGGAAAUUAAUUUAUUUUAUUUUAUUUUAUUUUAUUUUAUUUUAUUUUUCUUUUCUUUUCUUUUAAAUUAUUGUUUCCUCAUGGGGAACACUUCCUGUUUGGGUGGUUUUACUAGCACUUCUAUUUAUUAAAUUAUAAUUAAAAAUUUUUUUUUUUUUUUUGAAAGUGCUACGAGGCUGGUUUUUGAAUCUGGCGACCCUCCUAUUCAGACAUGCUGGCUGCUCUCAUAGAGCUCGGACGAUUUCAUUUUAAACGUUACCGUUUUUGAUUUCGAGUGCCUUUUCGAAAGCUGCUUCUGUGGGGCUUUCAUCCUUUCGUUUACCCAGUGCACGGUCGUCAGGCUGCAGUUGGGUUAGGGGCGGGGAGUCGCCUUACCCACCGCGCGCGGUUUACGGGCUGCCGCUGGGCCAUGUGACUGGGGGAGGCGGGGUCCCGCUCGCUGAAGAGCGGAAUACUUGAAGCGCACGCCCACUCACACCGCGUACUUCUCUCUGCUGCUGCUCACUCCCACUUCAGCUCAACUGAAGUGAUCCAAAUGGGCUCCUGGUUUGGUUUUUUCUAACUGAAUGAAUACUGAGAGGGUGACUCCUCCACCCGUCACACCCACAGACACACACGCACACACACGCACCCACAGACACUCACACAUGUGUUUUUUCCAACUCACUGCUGACACAGCUCAUAUGAGGCCCUAGGUCUGCUCGGCCUUGGGUGUGAAAUGCACAAUCAAUGCAAUAUUCAUGGACUCAAUUAUGUAUUUUUAAAUUACAAAUAUUGUAUAUUGUACAUUUUUUUUCCCAUGUAUUAUUUAUUUUUGUUUAGACAUUCCACACUCUGUGGGUAUUUAUUUAUUUAUUUUCAUAUCUGCUUAAGGAAGAAUUAAUUCUUAGAACUACAUUCUUCACAAGGCUGUUUGCAUUCCUGUUUUUAUUUUUAUUUUGAAAAAAACUAAUAGUGAAUCUGCUGAUGUCUUUUGGAGGGAAAAAAAAGAAAUGCAUAAGGUUUACUUUAAUUGGAAAGCAAUGAAUGUUAAUUAAUUUCAUUCUCUAAUCUAAGGUGGAGUCACCUCAGAUGGCUGUAUCUGAAAUGUAAAGUAAUGCUGUUUGGGUAAAGAGAUUUUGGAUUAUUGUAUAUGUAUGUUUCCAUUCAUUCAAUACUUGACAGGAAUAUAUAAUUUUUGGAGGAAAUUGUAUGCUAGUAAUAGUUGCAUUGCAGCCUGCUAUUGGAGAUGUAAUUCUUUCCUUUUUUCAAUUUAGCCGUGUGAAAUACAAUGAUGGAGAGCCUAUUUUUUUAUACAGAAAUUUUAAUUAAACCUUUUUUGUAUAGAA